GACGGUUGCUCUGGGUGAACGAAAGGAACGUUGACAGCAUCGAACAAGACACUAUUCUCUUCUCGCACAUGAACCCAGUUUCCCCUGUCCCCCAACACAUGGCGUCCAAUUCCAACAUAGAUAUUGAGGAUGCGACCCAGCAUCUUCGGGACAUCCUAAAGCUCGAUCGUCCCGGGAACACCACCGAUGCAUCCAGUGAUAUUCUAAGAAUGCCAACUUUAAAUGGAGAGCUGAAUGGGUUAUUGGGAGCAGCAGGCCUUCUGGGAGGCACUGAUCGGUCAUCCAUGUCGGACUCUACCAGACUCAUCUCCACGGACCUGUGCAGCACUCAGGAGUGUCAGAUAAUCUGCCUUUCUGGUGAUGAUGGUUCCACCUGUACCCCCAUCACCUCCAACAACGUGGAGAUAGUGGCAAGUCAGGAUACCAGCAUCAAUAGCAAGGCUCGUGGCAGCAACAAGGUAAAGAUUCAACCUGUUGCGAAGUACGACUGGGAACACAAGUAUUAUUAUGGCAGACUGAUUGCUGUCUCCAACUCCUUCCUGGCCUAUGCCAUCAGAGGAGCCAACAACCAUGCGAUGAUUCGCGUCCUGAGUGUGACUUUUGCCGAGCGCUCUCUGCUGAAGGGCUUCACCGGAGCUGUUACAGAUCUGGCCUUUGCUCACCUCGACUCCUCGCUGUUGGGCUGCGUAGAUGAGGCGGGCAACCUCAUGGUCUGGCAGCUCACCUGCACUGGAAGCAAGAUAUUUGAUCAGGUGGUAGUUCAUAUCCGACGGCCGGAGGACUCUCCGCUGAACUCCCACCGUCGCCUCAUCUGGUGCCCGUUUAUCCAGGAUGACAACCAGGACGACAUAAGCCAGACGUUAGCCCUUCUCCACGAAGACUUGGCGGAGGUGUGGGACCUGGAGGCGUUGAGAGCCAACCACAGCAGUUGGCCUGUGGAUGACACGGACGUGAAAGAAGGCCUCAUCAUAGUCAAGGGACAUACCCAGAGGGUCAGUGAGGGGGCUCUGUCUCCGGAUGGAACAGUGUUGGCCACAGCCAGCCACGAUGGGUACAUCAAGUUCUGGCAGAUAUACAUCGAAGGGGUACAGGACAAGCCACGGUGUCUUCAUGAAUUGCGGCCCCACGGAGGACGUCCCCUCUCCUGCCUUCUGUUCUGCGACAACCACAAAAGACAGGACCCCGACGUUCCUUUCUGGCGGUUCCUUAUAACUGGAGCGGAUCAGAACCAGGAGUUGAAAAUGUGGUGCACUGUUUCCUGGACCUGCUUACAGACCAUCAGGUUCUCACCAGAUUUGUUCAACUCCUCAGUUCUACCAAGUCUGAAGGCCAGUCUGGACCUCGCUUCGGAGUACCUCAUCCUCACUGACGUACAGAGGAAGGUUCUGUAUGUGAUGGAGCUCCGGCAGGACCUAGAGAAAGGAAAGGGCAGUUUUACAGCAGUGUCAGAGUUCCUGCUGACUCACCCCGUGCUCAGCUUUGGGAUCCAGGACGUCUCCCACUGCAGACUGCGACACACCGAGGUUCUCCCCGCUGAAGAGGAGAGCGAGAGUAUGACCACAGAGGGCACGCAAGGACUAACAGAGUCGAAGUCUGGGAUCCAGAUUAAACUUUACUGUGUCCACACCAAGAGUCUACAGGAUGUCCAGAUCUGGUUUCAGCCCAGCUCUCCAGUUUUCCUUCCCAAUUCUGAUACUCAGGAUGGUUUUGCAGGCUUUUCAGACAAUCUCACUGACCACAGCUCGGACAAAGAAUCAGGGAGCGGCUCCCAAACUGACCUAAGGAAGAUCCCCUCUCUUCCUGCUACCACUGACUUCCUGUCAACCUCGGGGGCUAACAGUGGGACCAAGCUAAUGACUCCAGAUGCCUUCAUGACACCAAGCACUUUGGUACCAGCAUCCCCGGGCAGCAGCGCCAGCAGUCUGACCGUUGUGACAGCGAUCAACAGCAACUCUGACUUAACUAACGGCGCUAUGGAUGAAGUCGGUCAGAGUCCAACCAGAGCAGAGAACAGCAGCAGCAGCAGCAGCCUGACACUUUCCAGCAGCAGCCCAAGAGCUGUUUCUGCAGUGCUUCUGCCUGUACUUGAGAACCUACAGGCAUUAGCAUCCCCCAACGGUCCUCUCGCACUGGACAGCCCUCAGGUUCUGGACUCCCCCCUCCUUCCUCCUCUGGCUUCUCCGACCAGAGCCCGCUCCCCCGACGUCAUCUCCUCGGCCUCCACCGCCAUGUCCCAGGAUAUGCCGGAGAUCGCAUCGCAGACCCUACAGCUUCAGCGCAGCCACGUGUCCAUUUUGGAGCCGGUGCCUCUCUCCGCCCUCCAGACGGACAGCAUGGCUUCCGCUGCAUCUGCCCUGCACCUGCUCACCUCCCCGCGCUCAGCCAACAACGGCCUGUUGCCGCCCGAACUUGGGGGUGCAGAUGGUCCGGUGGGCGGGGCAGGAGGAGAUUCUGAGCACAGACUCAGCCACACCCCGUCCCUGCUGGAGAACGCCUUAUUGCAGGAAAACCCCGGGGUCGGUGGAGGCUCUUCAGACGGCAAUGUGGGCCACACAUCGUGGCCGGCUGCGCCCGACAUCACCAGGGAAACCAGGAACAAUCUAAGGGACAACGACCUCGGAGAAUAUUCGAGAGAGGAGUCGAAGGACAGAAGCCUCAGCUCACCUUACCAUCGGCGCUCCUAUCACCUCACACAGAUCGACAGUCAGGACGCCGGCGGGGAACAGAGUGACCCGAACGAUGAGGGGUCCGGCCUCGUAUCAUCCACAGUAAAUUGCGGCUCUCGUUCCUCUCACCGACUACCGGUUAAGGACUGGAAGACCUCACCACGAGCCUCGCCCAAAGUGAAGAGGAAGACCAAGAAAGAUGACGGGGAAUUGUCUCAGUCCAGGCAAAUGGACUCUGGUCAGAUGAAUGCCGAAGUGCAGGACGAGCUGCUGAUGCUCCUGCGUAGCCAGCAGAGGGAGCUCACUGACCUGCGUGGGCAGAUCGAAGCCAUGCAGAGCACCAUCAUGGCCCAAGUUGAGCACGUCCUCACCAACCACCAGGAGCAGGAGCAGCGGAGACUAGAGCGGGUUCUGGCAGAGAGACAGAGUGACCAGCAGCAGCUUCAGGAGCAGCUCAUCAGCACCCUUAGCUCGGUGCUAACCAACAGGAUGGACAAAGUGCUCCGUGAGGAAAUAAAGAAGACCGUCCCACCAAGCAUCUCUAAAAGUCUGGAGCCGGUGACGGGGCAUCUGAGCAACACCAUCGCUGCCAAGCUGACCGCUGUGGAGAUCACACUGAAGGACAAUGUCAGCAAGGUGGUCAAGUCCAAGAACACGACGGAUGCGAUUGGUCGAGCAGCGGCCGAAGCGAUGCAGGGGCCCAUCCAGGCGGCCUACAAAGACGCCUUCCAGAGCAUCGUGCUGCCGGUCUUUGAGAGAGGCUGCCAGUCCAUCUUCCAGCAAAUCAACAACAGCUUUAAACAAGGCACUCAAGAAUACAUCCAGCAGCUCGAGAGCCACAUGAAGAACAAGAAGCAGAGAGAGCAGGAGACACAAGACCCUGUGAUCAGCCAGCUCCAGCAGACCAUCGAGACCUUCCAGAGCUCCACCGAUCAGCUGGCCAAUAACAUCACGGCUAAUGUGCGGGCCGAGGUCCAGCAUCAGAUCCAGAUGAUGGUGGGAAAUUUGCAGGAGUCGAUUCUGAGCCAUGUGCAGCGAAUCGUCAAAGGCGAGGUGAGCAUGGCGAUGAAGGAGCAGCAGGCGGUGGUCACCUCCAGCAUCAUGCAGGCGAUGAGGUCAGCGGCCAGCACUCCCGUCCCCACAGCGCACCUCGACUACCAGACGCAGCAGGCCAACAUCCUGCAGCUCCUCCAGCAGGGCCAGCUGAACCAGGCUUUCCAGCAGGCUCUGUCUGCCACAGAUCUGAACCUGGUCCUGUAUGUUUGCGAGACCAUUGACUCCCAGCAGGUGUUUGGGCAGCACCCGUGUCCUCUCAGCCAGCCCGUGCUGCUGUCGCUCAUCCAGCAGCUCUCCUCCAACCUCACCACCCGCUCUGAGCUCAAAAUCAGCUACCUGGAGGACGCCGUGAUGAAUCUGGACCACGGCGACCCGCUAACCCGAGACCACAUGUCCUCGGUGCUGGCCCAGGUCAGGCCGAAGCUCUACACCUUCCUGCAGCAGGACCCCCACGGCCCGCUCAGCAAGAGGGCGCGCCGCCUGAUGAUGAUGCUGCAGGGCCUCGUCAGCCACUAGUGCAGCAGAGCCGUCUCCUCUAUAGAUAACGGAUAACACAAGCCCUUUCUUUUCUUUUUGUUGUAGUUACGAGUGUAGUUGAGCGCAGUUUCUCCAAGGCCCGGGCGGUUGUUGGGUGGAGAUAGAUUGGAAGACGAGAGUUUGCUUGGUUCGAGAAUACAGAUCUCCACCCGUCUUCUCCUUUUUUUCUGAACAUAACUUGAAUGCAAGACAAUAAUGGUCAGGACAACUCUUAAGUCUGCUGUAGAUUCUUUAAGACCUUCGUUUCCACCGCUCCACCAAGAGGUGUCCUGGUCGUAGUCCCUUUUUUACACUACGCAUCUCAUCAGGCUUGCGGCACCGACACUUUUUUCUUUCUUUUUUUUUUUUUACAAUACUGACCAGUAUCCUCUUCAGAGCCAUCAUGGAAUUCGGUUGCUGCCAGAUUACCGUGUCCUCCGUUGUUUUUUUUUAGACAUUCAUGUUCCUCCCGGCGACCAGAAGUAUGUAACCCUCAAAGACAUUUCAUGUCGGCGGCAUAUUUUCUUUCAGUUAUUUUGUAAUAGGUUGGAGAGGACAACCUUGCCAGGCCGAAUGUGUCUCUGUUCUGAAAAAGAUCAACAAGCCGCAUUGUUGUUAAUUGUAUUCGUUGCUGCGGUAAGAAAUAACAUUUAUUUUAAAUAGAACAAAUAUUUGCGAAGGUGCCCACGGCUCAAAAGAAUUCCGCUUUAACAGUCUGAAAUGUUGGGAGCUCGACAUUGGGUUCUGCACGCCGUCCACGUGUACAUCUGUUUCCCCCCUCCCUUUUUAUGUAAACAUUUAGCAUUCAUAAGACCUGUACACCUGCUUUAAUAGUUGUCAAACUAGUUAUAAUACAUAAAACACUUGCCGAUAAUGUUCUUUUAUCAGAUUAUUCCAAAUGUUUGUGAAGUCAAUGUGCAGUUCCUCCUCAUAGACUCUAGGAAGCAGCACUUAGUUGGACUGCAGAUGUGCACCCUUCCCGUUAUUUUAGGUUUUAGGAUGCAUUCCUGCUCUUCCAGUAUCUGUUUUACCAAACGUUCUGUUUCUGUACUGAGAGCGUAGGGUCAUUUGUGUCCGGCCCGUUCACCCCCUGCAGGGCGGCCACACUGUUUUGUUGAUUGUAAAAUAAAGUUAUGUUGGUUUCACCUGCGUGUUUAGAGUUCUGUUGAGUUUAAAUUUGUCUAGCAAAGUGCCUUAUUGUAUUCAUGUUUGGGCCUUUAGACAAGUUAAAGCAUUAUCCCAUUGUGGUUCCUUUUCUUUUUAAAGCGUUUGUGUCUGAAACGUUGACGGCUCCAAUUGCCAAAUAUUCAACCCGCGAUACAUUUGAUUUUGGACGGACAUUUGAAUGAUCACGCAACAGAGCGGGAAAGCGAUGCCAUUCAGACUACUAGCACCUCCACUUCUGGGUUUUCUGUCCUCAGUCCAGAGGACGGGUCAACUCCUAAAGGCGGCGCUGUGUGGGAGAAACAGGCAAGAGUAUGCUACUUUUUUUCCUCCGUCCAUUCUACGUGGAUGCUUAUGUUGUAUGUUGUAUAUUUUACAUUUUAAUUUUACCCAUUUUGGAAUAAUAAAAAAAGUUGUUUA
This is a messenger RNA of Gasterosteus aculeatus aculeatus (three-spined stickleback), 5822 nucleotides long. Its product is annotated as enhancer of mRNA-decapping protein 4-like. Gene Ontology annotation, biological process: deadenylation-independent decapping of nuclear-transcribed mRNA. NCBI's taxonomy places the organism in Eukaryota, Metazoa, Chordata, Actinopteri, Perciformes, Gasterosteidae. Gene Ontology annotation, molecular function: protein binding. Gene Ontology annotation, cellular component: P-body. The record is from RefSeq and is a predicted model, not a curated record.